AACAAUACUGUCUUUAAAAAUUUCAGUAAAAUAUUAACAAUCUUUUAGAACGAAAAAGACAACUAACAGUAUUAAUUGCGAAGGGAAAUAAAUUAAUAUUACCCGAUAGUUGGUAUUAAUCGUAACGGUGGAAGAGAAAUUUCCCUUUUUUUUUGGUAUAGUGGUAUUUUUUUGUAAAUUGAAAAACGGUCAUACUGCGGUCGAGUAGCGCCAAUUUCGUCUUGUUUUGAUCGAUUUGAAGAGCUGACGGGGCUGUUGGAAGCCGCGUUUGUUUACCCGGCUCAUUUGGAGCAAAUAUGUCAUACGAUGCGGACUAUUUGUACGCUCUCAGAUUGCAACAGGAGCUGGACGCCGAAGAGUCAGAUGAGCCGGCUUCCAGUGGCGAAAAAGAUUACGAAGACUAUCAGAUGGCACUGAAGCUCCAGGCCGAGAUCAACAAGCAGGAGGAGAAAGCCAAAAUAUACAACAAAGGGCGUUCGGUCUUGAGCCGCCCGAAAGAUCAAGAUGAAGACUUACGUUGGGUUUAUCCCAAGCCCCCCCAGGCCAGCACUUCCAAAGCCAUUGCUCCCGGGCGUGGAGUUCAAGCUCAACAUAACGAAUUUCUCAACCAGACCCAAAAUCUCGUUCAUCCCGAGUGGGAGCUGAUUGAUCCCACACCAGAUAUAUACGCCAUGUUCCUGCGAUUCGACGAGAAAUUCUUCCAGAAGCGCCUGGGCGGCGUGUGCCUGGAGUGGAGCAAGCGCAUGACAACCUGUGCCGGUAUUUGCUACCAACGUGGCAAUUUCCAUAUCAAGGAGAUAACCAUCCGCCUGAGCGAGCCUCUGCUCAAGUUGCGUCCGCGCAAGGAUCUCGUAGAGACGCUAUUGCACGAGAUGAUUCAUGCCUACUGCUUCGUCCUGAAUAUCCGUGAAGGCAACGGCGGGCAUGGCCCGAACUUCAAGCGCAUCAUGGGUUUGAUCAACCAGACGGCCGGAACCAACAUCACCGUCUACCACUCCUUUCACGAUGAAGUGGCCGCCUACCGCACCCAUGUUUGGCGCUGCACGGGCAUCUGUCAGAAUCAUGCGCCCUUCCAGGGCUGGGUUCGGCGCAGCACCAACCGUGCGCCAGGUCCAUAUGAUCAGUGGUGGGAGAAGCAUCAGCGCGAUUGCGGCGGCACUUUCCAGAAGAUAAGUGGUCCGGAAAACGGCAAGAACCCAUCUACAAAAGAGAAGAUCCUGAAGGGGCCAAAGCCAGUGCAGGAAAAAUCCCCUCUCGAUGGGUGGCUGGGAAGGAAGACGGUUAAUCCUUCGGGUGCCUCAACCUCUGCAGGAUUGACCAACAAUCGGGGAUCUGUAGGUGCUGCAGCACCCAUGCUAACGGGCUUGGCCGCCGCCGUGCCACCCACAUCCUACCCGGGCCCGUCGACAGCACCGUUUGCCGGGGCUGGGGGAUCAAGCGGAUCGGUGAAUCGCGGAGCCAACAUCAUGAGCUUUGGUGACUUGACCAAGGGCACUGGGCCAGACAAGGAGAACGAGCGCAAUGGUGGCGCCGCAAUGACUGGAGUGGGCUACCAAAUGAGUACCAGCAAAGACUCUGGCGCUGUCAUUGAUAUAACUGGAGAACCGAACGUAUCGUCUACUCCGCAUCCUCGCGAGCGUUGGCUGCGCCGCGUCGAACAGAACUCUGGCGCCCAGAAGGAGCCGCCAGCCAAGCGUCGUCGUACAAUGGAAAAUGACGAGCCGAUCAUCUCUUGGGAGAGCUUCGAUGAUGAUUUACAAAUCGGUGAGGCGACAAUUCCAAUGAUUGAAGUGCUAGACAGCGACGACGAAGCCGAUGGUGCGGUCGUUUCGCCCGACCCGGAGUUGCUGGCCAGCCAGGAGCUGAUGGCACAGAUCAAGCGCGAGGUGAUGCUAGACGAGUCAGCACAGUUCGACGAAGAUGAUAUCGUUAUGAUCGAUAACGAGUACGAUGAGAAUUUGGACAAAAUGAAGGAUCAGAGCAUGGACGCGGCCGCCGAACUGGCCGAUCAGUCACUGAUUGAUGAUUUCUUUGGGGAGGAUACCCUAUUGCGCGACUUCCACACCCAGAACGAUGUCCAGGCGGUCGGGCAUCAGAACUCGGGAGACGCAUCCGGGGAAAUUGUGUCCUGUCCCAUUUGCUUUGAGAGGCUCCAGCGUGGUCAGCUGGGCAAUCACCUGGACGGCUGCAGCAUCAAAGUUAGCGUCGAGCCGCCAUCCUUCAAGCCAAAGAACAUCGCUGGAGGAUCCAAGGGAAAGAAGUCAUCCACCGCAGGCGGUGCUUCCACAUCCUUUGCUUCCACUUCAACUCGUGCCUCAAAGACAUCCACUACCAAUACUCGCUCAUCUUCCGGCCAAUCGACCCGUAAGAAGCUCCAGGAAUACGGAUACACCGCUGAAGAGGUUGCCGCCUUGGACUUGAGCGACUCCAGCGACGUGGCUGAAACUUCGAUGACUAAGAAGAAUACGGUGGAACCACUGACUCCGCGCCAGCUCCGCCAGCGCGGUCUCUUCAAGGUGACGGUCCAGUGCCCCCGUUGCGGUGGCGAGUUCCUAGGCCACCAGCUUGAGGCCCACCGUACCGUCUGCCCAGGCAAGCAGAAGCGUUAAGAUUAAG
Molecule: messenger RNA, 2616 nt
Organism: Drosophila bipectinata
Lineage: Eukaryota; Metazoa; Arthropoda; Insecta; Diptera; Drosophilidae
Gene: mh
Product: maternal haploid
Biological process (GO): DNA repair
Cellular component (GO): nucleus
Molecular function (GO): polyubiquitin modification-dependent protein binding; metalloendopeptidase activity; single-stranded DNA binding
Source: RefSeq, a predicted model, not a curated record